Messenger RNA from Drosophila kikkawai, 832 nucleotides. RefSeq names its product serine protease 1-like. The record is from RefSeq and is a predicted model, not a curated record. Lineage: Eukaryota; Metazoa; Arthropoda; Insecta; Diptera; Drosophilidae. Gene Ontology annotation, biological process: proteolysis. Gene Ontology annotation, molecular function: serine-type endopeptidase activity.
AUGAAACUGUUCGUAGCUAUCCUGGCUCUGGCCGUGGCUUCGGCCUCCGCCUCCGCCAUCAACAGCGUGGUCCACCCCAAGGACCUGCCUAAGGUCUCCAAGAUUGAGGGUCGCAUCACCAACGGCUACCCGGCUGAAGAGGGCAAGGCUCCCUACACCGUCGGCCUGGGCUUCAGCGGCGGCUGGUGGUGCGGUGGCUCCAUUAUCGGCCACGAGUGGGUCCUCACCGCCGAGCACUGCAUCGGAAACGCCGACUCCGUGACCGUGUACUUCGGCGCCACCUGGCGCACCAACGCCCAGUACACCCACUGGGUUGGAAAUGGCAACUUCAUCAAGCACAGCAACGCCGACAUCGCCCUGAUCCGCAUCCCGCAUGUGGACUUCUGGCACAUGGUCAAUAAGGUGGAUCUGCCCAGCUACAACGAUCGCUACAACGACUACAACGAGUGGUGGGCCGUGGCCUGCGGCUGGGGCGGCACCUACGACGGCAGCCCCCUGCCCGACUGGCUCCAGUGCGCCGACGUCCAGAUCAUCCACAACUCCGAGUGCGCCAGCUACUACGGCACUGGCACCGUUGGUGACAACAUCAUCUGCAUCCGCGUGGUCGACGGCAGGGGAACCUGUGGCGGAGACUCCGGCGGCCCCCUGGUCACCCAUGACGGCAGCAAGCUGGUGGGAGUCACUAACUGGGUGUCUGGUUCCGGCUGCCAGGCUGGUCAUCCCGCUGGCUUCCAGCGUACGACCUACCACUUGGACUGGAUCCGCGACCACACCGGUAUUGCUUACUACUAAAUAUUGGCCAACGAUUGAAUAAAUUAUAUUUGAAGAGCAA